Molecule: messenger RNA, 1621 nt
Organism: Stegostoma tigrinum
Lineage: Eukaryota; Metazoa; Chordata; Chondrichthyes; Orectolobiformes; Stegostomatidae
Product: actin, non-muscle 6.2-like
Exons: 3
Coding region: 130-1260 (376 amino acids)
Source: RefSeq, a predicted model, not a curated record
AGCACUAAUAAAGGCAGAAGUCUAGUAUCCCUUUACAGCAUUCCUCCUGGUCAUAAGGCAACAGAGUUUGGUGUGAGAUAGUAAGUGGGGCUUAGCAGCAAGGAGUAUUAGGAAAUAGGAUUCUAAGCCAUGGCCGAUGAGGAGAUUGCAGCUCUGGUGGUCGACAAUGGGUCUGGGAUGUGUAAAGCUGGCUUUGCAGGUGAUGAUGCUCCCAGGGCUGUGUUCCCUUCCAUUGUGGGCCGUCCCCGUCACCAGGGAGUGAUGGUUGGAAUGGGUCAGAAAGACAGCUAUGUUGGAGAUGAAGCCCAGAGCAAGAGGGGCAUUCUGACUCUGAAGUACCCCAUUGAACACGGCAUUGUCACCAACUGGGAUGACAUGGAGAAGAUCUGGCACCACACCUUCUACAAUGAACUGCGAGUGGCCCCAGAGGAGCAUCCUGUUCUCCUCACAGAGGCACCCCUCAACCCCAAAGCCAACAGGGAGAAGAUGACCCAGAUCAUGUUUGAGACCUUCAACACCCCAGCCACGUACGUUGCCAUUCAGGCCGUGCUGUCCCUGUACGCUUCUGGCCGUACGACUGGCAUUGUGCUAGAUUCUGGUGACGGUGUGUCCCACACCGUGCCGAUCUAUGAAGGGUAUGCCUUGCCUCAUGCCAUCCUGAGGCUGGACUUGGCUGGUCGGGAUCUCACUGAUUACAUGAUGAAGAUCCUGACUGAACGCGGCUAUUCCUUCACGACCACAGCUGAGAGGGAGAUUGUGCGUGACAUCAAGGAGAAACUUGCUUAUGUGGCCCUGGACUUUGACUCUGAGAUACAGACGGCCAGCUCCUCUUCAGCCUUGGAGAAAAGUUACGAGCUCCCUGAUGGCCAAGUCAUCACCAUUGGCAAUGAGCGCUUCAGGUGCCCAGAAACCAUGUUCCAGCCCUCCUUCAUUGGUAUGGAGAGUGUAGGGAUCCACGAGACAACUUUUAACAGCAUCAUGAAAUGUGAUGUGGAUAUCAGGAAGGAUCUGUAUGCUAAUACUGUCCUGUCUGGUGGAACCACUAUGUUCCCUGGUAUUGCUGAUCGGAUGCAGAAGGAAAUCACAGCCUUGGCUCCGAGCACAAUGAAGAUUAAGAUCAUAGCUCCACCAGAGAGGAAGUAUUCGGUAUGGAUCGGAGGCUCCAUUUUAGCUUCUCUGUCCACCUUCCAGCAAAUGUGGAUCAGUAAGCAGGAGUAUGAUGAGUCUGGUCCCUCUAUUGUCCAUCGCAAGUGCUUCUAACUUGCUGUAGGGUUCUUUUCAUUGAAAGUGACCAAGUCCUAGACAAUAAGUGUCUCCUUCCCACUCAGACCUGCCUUUGCCCAGGUUAAUCUAAUGCAUUCUGCCCAAUUCCACCUGCUUCCUCUUCCAUCCACACUCUGCACUUGUGUGUAGAUCCAACUCCAAUAUUGCCUUUUGGGCAAUGACUACAAUACCACUGAUCUAUGAAAUGGGGUGUAAUUGCCAAUGAAGAAUUAAAAGUAGCAUUGUUAUCCAUUUAGUUCAUGAGCUGGGUGGUAACCUCCAUGUGACAUUGAAGGCUUGCAUAGUGGUGAAUGUUCCUUUGUAUACAAAUAUUGUCAAAUAAAUUACUCAUGCUUUA